Messenger RNA from Ostrinia furnacalis (Asian corn borer), 1844 nucleotides. RefSeq names its product NPC intracellular cholesterol transporter 1-like. Gene Ontology annotation, cellular component: plasma membrane. Bases 2 to 1540 code for a protein of 512 amino acids. Lineage: Eukaryota; Metazoa; Arthropoda; Insecta; Lepidoptera; Crambidae. Gene Ontology annotation, molecular function: cholesterol binding. Gene Ontology annotation, biological process: cholesterol homeostasis; sterol transport; intestinal cholesterol absorption. The transcript is spliced from 12 exons. The record is from RefSeq and is a predicted model, not a curated record.
UAUGGACCGAUUAGUAGUUCCAGCUUUACUACAAUAUUAUUGUUAUUUAUUCAGGUUCGACGUGCUAUGUUGCAUGCAAGGCAAGAAGUGCGACGACGCGGCCGCAGGCGGCGAGGGUGCUCUGUUCAACUUGUUCAAGCAGAUCUACGUUCCCUUCCUGAUGAAGCGGGAAGUGCGUGCGUCCGUCAUGAUCAUAUUCUUCGCGUGGCUGUGCUCCUCGGUCGCGGUUGCGCCACACAUAGAAAUCGGUCUCGACCAGGAACUCUCGAUGCCUCACGACAGUUUCCAGCUGAAAUACUUCCAAUACCUAAACAAGUAUCUUAACAUCGGACCGCCUGUUUACUUCGUGAUCACGGAAGGGUUGAACUACUCUGAUACGGAUACGCAGAACAUGAUAUGCGGGACGCGGUACUGUAGGGAAGACAGUGUUAUGCUGCAGCUGUACUCGGCUACCCGCACGCCCAAUGAGACGUAUCUGCUUCAGCCGCCUAACUCGUGGUUGGACGAUUUCUUUGACUGGGCUUCUAUCGGCGAGUGCUGUAAGGUGUUCCCAGGGAAUAACAGCUACUGUCCGCAUACUCACGAUGACUGCGACCAAUGCCACAUCCCACUGGUGGGCGCGGAGCAGCGGCCCAACGCCAGCGCCUUCCGCCACUACGUGCCGUUCUUCCUGCAGGACAACCCCGACGAGAGCUGCGCUAAAGGAGGCCACGCGGCCUACGGAAAUGCUGUCAAUUACCACAUGAUGAAGAAUCUAAGCGAGGCUAACAUUGGAGCUACAUACUACUCAGGCUUCCACACUGUAUUGAAGACGAGUGAGGACUACUAUUCUGCGUUACGCGGUGCACGAAACGUGGCCGCAAAUUUGACAGAAACUCUCAACCGCAACUUGAAGGAACUGGGCAAGAACACAACAGUGAACGUGUUCCCAUACUCCGUAUUCUACGUGUUCUACGAGCAGUACCUGACGAUGUGGCCCGACACGCUGAAGUCCAUGGGCAUUUCUGUACUGUCCAUCUUCAUCGUCACCUUCUUACUGAUGGGCUUCGACUUGUUCUCCGCGCUGGUGGUGGUGAUCACGAUCACAAUGAUAGUGGUGAACCUCGGCGGACUCAUGUACUGGUGGGGCGUUAGCUUGAACGCCGUUUCUCUGGUCAAUUUGGUGAUGGCAGUAGGCAUAGCAGUGGAAUUCUGCUCGCACUUAGUGCACAGCUUCAGUACGGCGGGCGGCGGGUCGCGCGUGGCGCGCGCGGCGGCGUCGCUGGCGCGCAUGGGCUCGUCCGUGCUGUCCGGCAUCACGCUCACCAAGUUCGGCGGGAUCAUCGUGCUGGGCUUCGCUAAGAGCCAGAUCUUCCAGGUGUUCUACUUCCGGAUGUACCUGGGCAUAGUUUUGGUGGGCGCGGCGCACGGGCUGAUCUUCCUGCCCGUCAUGCUCUCCUAUAUCGGCUCCCCCGUCAAUAAACAGAAGCUGGCCAAUCAGAUCCUGCGCGGGAAAGAGAUGGGCGUCGCGGAAACCUCGCUCACACGAGUACGCCUGUAGAAAAUCCAGAAAAAUAAGAACAAACAUAGUCAUAGCCUUGUUUCGUUUUCAAUUUUAUUUUUGUGUAAUUUUAUCCGUAUUAUUCUUUGUGAUUUCUCAAAGAGAUUUAUUAUUUUAGUAGGCGCCCUCUAUGUUCCUAUUAAUGAUAUAAUGCAAUCUAAUUGUUUAGAUAAUAUUUCAGUAUGCAAUAGCAAAAAUGUAAUCACAAACACUGGAAUCUCUACUUAAAGUUAGUACUUAAUUUAGAGGGAAACGAUAGCUUUUUUAAUCCAAAGGUAAAGGCUUUUUAUGUCACAUGUACCGA